AUGGCGACCAGGACAUAUAUCCUAGCCCCGAAUUUUACCUACAAACCUGCAGGCGCAAUUCAGAUAGGCUCCAUCAUCGCCGACCCCUUCCGUCCUGCAAAGUCCCUAUCUCAGCCUGCUGUCUUGCCAGCUGUGGAAACCGUUGUGCAGUACAACCAUGAUGCCUCCCGUCAGACAAGUCGUUCAAUGAGGCUGUCUCUAUGGGCCCGCGCUCUUGAAGCUGCGGGAGCAGAGAUUAGCGCUUCGCGUGGUUGGGACACUACCGACUCUCUUUCGAUGGAGCGUCUGGAGACGCGCUAUCUCGCCCAAGAACCUGGGGACAACGAUCCGGAGCUCUUGAAGCGCCUGAAAGAACCCCUUGUUCAGGCAGCUAUUAAAGCUGGGAUAUAUGGCCAUGCGCCCGUUUACCUUAUCUCUGGUGUUAAGAUCGCCCGUGGGCUCACGGUUAGAUCCGAAACAAGUCGGGUGGUUGGAGGUGGGGUCGGGGUGACCGUUCCUGCGGCUCAGGCUGUAGGUAUUGACAUCGGGGGAGACGUAGGAGGCGAGAGAGGACGAGGCACGGCAACCUCUUUCACCAGCGAUGGUGAGGACAUAGUAGUAGCGUAUCAGGUGCAUGUCAUCAAGGCGAAGGGAAGGAAGACUAAGGAAAGGUUGACGGCGGAUGUGUUCGAGUCGGACGCGGCAUUUCUACAUGACGAUGAGGAGGAUAAUGAGGACGACGAGGAAGAACACCGCGUUGAGGCGAAGGUAGCAAGUGUUGAGUCGUUGGCAGACGUCGCUCGCCAGGUUGAAAUGGCCGUUGAUAGUGAAGAGGCUGAUGGGCCAGAUGGGAAGACCUUCGUACUUGUGCAGGCCAAGCAACUAAUAGGUUGA
Molecule: messenger RNA, 873 nt
Organism: Colletotrichum truncatum
Lineage: Eukaryota; Fungi; Ascomycota; Sordariomycetes; Glomerellales; Glomerellaceae
Source: RefSeq, a predicted model, not a curated record